GAGAGAGAGAGAGAGAGAGAGAGAGAGAGAGGGAGAGAAAGAGAGAGAGAGAGAGGCGAAGGGUUUGCUUUUGGUUCUUUACAGAGAGAGAGGGCGCGUGGGGUUGUUUGGUUUUGGUUGUUUGCCGUGGGUUGCUUUUCUCGAUUAGAUUGUGAAGGUUGAAUUUUUAUUGCAAGAAUGAUGAAGCAGCACCUCCAUGGAACAACCAAUGUUGGUUUUGUGUUUGGAGAAGGCAUUAUGCUGGGGAACGGUGCAAUAAUCACAACUUCCUACACGGAUGAAGGUGGCACUGAAUAUAAUGAAUUACUAUCAGAUCAGGAAGUCACAAUAUUUCAAUUAUGUUCCAAACCCAAAAUAUAUUGUACUUUGAUGGGGGAUGUCAAAGAAUGGCAUGAAAUGUACAGACAUUUGCUUGAACUAGAACCGAAAUCAGUGAGAGCAUCAUUUGACUGCGCAAAAAAGUAUUUAAAUGACUUCCUAAAAAAGAAUCGAAGGAGUGGGAAUAGUUUUGGCACAAUUAUUGCCGGAUACCACAAAGAAGAGGGCUUUCAAAUUCUAGGUGUUUCGCUAGACAAGAAAAAAGUACGUGAAUACACUGAUCGAGAGUUUUCAAUAGGAUCUGGUGGUUUCUUUGCUGACCUAGUUCUUCUCAAAACUAAUGCUGACGGUUAUGCUAACAUGACCAAAGAAGUUGCUGUUAAUGUGGCCUUUGAAGCUCUAUUGCAAGGAAGUUUGAAAGAUUAUUGCUCCGGUGGAAUUCUGAGGGUGACAUACGUGCAUAAAGAUGGUUGCAUUUUUAUUACGUAUCGGGUUCUAGAUGUCUACAAAACACUAUACAAAACAUUGUAUGACUCAGCGGACAAGGAAGAACAAGCUACUUUGUUCUUGCUAUAUUCUACAAGUUUUGGUCCCAUUUUUGGAGGAGAUAAUAUACAAGCACUCAUAAGCGACAUCUGGUCAGGAGGACUAAAGAGUAUUAUCCAUUCUAAUAUCAUAGCAAAAAAGGCUUGCUUUUAUGUUCAUCGUAUAGUGCUCAAAGAUGAAAAGGAGGCUAUAAAAGCAUACGAUGACAUAAGCACUAAAAAUGCUAGGCCCAUUUAUCCUCAGGCUUUAGCUCAUAUUCGAAGCUACUUAAUUGAUUGUGUAAGAGAAAAAACUAGAGAGCAUGUUUACAUUGGAAGGAGCUCCAAGGAGUUGUUAGAAGGCAUAUGCAUGUUGAAGGAUGCAGAUACUUUAAAGUAUCAAUGAUCAGAGUGAACUUAGAAUUUCAAGGCUCAAGUGCAAUGGGAAUGAAACUGCUCAUAGCCUCUGCCAAAUAUUUUGUUUUGUUCUGAAUUCAGUUGUGUAUUAGGGGAAUGAGGAGGUGAACAUGCGUUGGCAAGUGAAUGAUCGCAGAACCAUUGAUGUAUGGAAAGAUAGGUGGAUCCGUAACUCCUUGGAUGGGCUCAUUCAUCCCACUAAUACUAGAAACUGCUUUACUCUUGCGGUUUCGGAGAUUAUUGAUUGUGACACAAGAAACUGGAACAUCAGCCACAUUGAACCUUUCCCUAAUGAUUCUGAUGCUAAAGCUAUCAAGGCUAUGCCAAUUGGAGACCCAAAUGAAGAUGACAGACUGAUUUGGCCGUUCAAAAUGGAUGGUGACUUCUCUGUUCGGUCAUGCUAUCGUUGCAUUCCACAGCAAUGCAUAAUGUCUGUUCCUAUGAAAGCUUCUACUUCCCACAUUAGACCCCCAAAGAUUUGGCCUUGGAUCUGGCACUAUAAAUUCUCUCCCAAAGUGUCCGAUUUUCUUUGGAGGGCCAUUACCAACUUUGUUCCUUCUUUAUACAAUAUUCGAAAGGAAAGUGAGAAAAUCUCCUAUGUGCUCAAUCUGUGGGGAGUAUGAGGAAUCUAUUAAACAUUGUCUUCUUCUUUGUCCAUAGACUGAGUUGGUGUGGUUUGGUAGCAGAUUGGGCGUGAAGAUUGCUAAGGAUGAGAUUACCACUCGGGAUACUUGGUUCGUAUACACUGUCAGAAAGCUUUCAGCUCAUAUUGGGAGGAUUGAUCGGACCCUUCACUUACUUGGGGUUCUUAUUAUGGGUGUUUUUACAGCCAAGUCUUCAAGGCCAGAGAAAUCAGAAGUGGUGAAAUUGUUGCUUUGAAAAGGAUACGUAUGGAUAAUGAAAAAGAAGGGUUUCCUAUUACAGCAAUUCGGAAAAUUAAAGCUUCUGAAGAAGCUUCAUCAUGAAAAUAUUAUUAAGCUGAAAGAGAUUGUAACUUCUGCAGGUCCUGAAAAGAAUGAUCAAGAGAAUCAAGAUAGUAAAAAGCUUGAGGGUGGCAUCUAUAUGGUUUCUGAGUAUAUGGAUCAUGAUUUGACAGGCCUUGCUGAUCGUCCUGGAGUUAGAUAUUCAAUUCCGUAGAUAAAGUGUUAUAUGAAGCAGUUGUUAACUGGGCUCCAUUACUGUCAUGUUAAUCAAGUACUUCAUCGUGACAUGAAAGGUUCUAAUCUUUUGUAAGAUAAUGAGGGAAAAUUGAAGCUAGCAGAAUUUGGGCUCGCAAAAUCCUUUGCUACCAACCAUGAUGGGCAGCUUACAAAUCGUGUUAUUACAUUGUGGCAUAGGCCCUCAGAGUUGCUGCUUGGAGCUACAAAGUGUGGACGAGCUGUCGACAUGUGGUCUGUUGGUUGCAUCUUUGCUGAACUUCUGAAUGGUUCGCCAAUUUUGCAAGGAAGAACUGAACUUACUGAACCUGACCAACUGAACAAGAUAUUUGAGCUUUGUGGAUCGCCUGAUGAGAACAACUGGCCUGGUGUUUCAAAAUAUUAUUUUUAUAACAAUUUCAAGCCACCAAGGCCCCUGAAGCGACGAGUCAGGGAAUGUUUCAGACGGUAAAUAAAAAAUUGUUGAGCCCCUGGAGGGAGAAAAACUUGGAUGCGACGGUUCUGUGUCCAUGUCUUCCAACACUACCUGCUAACUCUUUGGCAGCUCAUCUGGAGGAAGUUGAUGAAGAAAAAGUAGUGGUGAUGGAAAAGAAGAUUAGCUCCGAGAGCUCAUCAUCAACUGGUUCUGAUGGAUCCAACAAGAGAGUCUUCCCUGUCCUUGACCCCGAAAUUGUUCUAGUAGACAAAAGCCAACAUGAUCAUGCGGAGGUUAUGAAGGAACAUGAUGAUUCUACAUCAUCCGACAUUGAAAAAAAAGAGGGAGUGAAGUACAAGAAGAGCAAGUCCACUAGAACUUUGUUGAGGCGGUGGAGUUUCAAGGGCUUGCUUCGGAGGAGCAGCAACGAGCGUGGAGCUUCGAGAAGCACCAAGAAUACGGAAGAAGGGAAGGAAGGCUCUUUCGUAUUCUCGAGAUGCUUCUCAUUAUCGUCAAGAUCCUCCUCCAAAGUCUCCACCACCUUGGAGGAGGGAGAGAAACUUGGAUCGGAUGGCUGUAUAUUACACCUGUGUCCAUGUCUCUCAUCAUCACAUGCUGAUUCUAUACAGCGUCCAAAGGAAGCUGAUCAAGAAAAAUAAGUGGUGAAGGAAAAGGAACCUAGCUUCAAGGGCUCUACUGGUUCUGAUGGAUCCAAGAACAACAAAUAUGCAGACCUUGGCAAGGUUGAUGGCGUUAGUAAACGACACAAGUUAUAGAACAAUGCUCAUGAGAUGUACUUGAACAAGAAUAGUAAGAGCUGGAAGGCUUCUACACCCUACAGGCAAGACAUAAUUGGGUUCUUUGCCGUGGUUAGGCUGUUGGCGAUGUUCAGGUUGACAUAAGUUAGAAACUCAACCAAAUUCGAGUGAUAUUAUUGGCCCGGACCACCACAUGAUCAUGCCAAUGGUAGCCCGGGACCAUAGUAUAAUCAUUACUUGGCUUGAUUGUCAUGUUUAGUCUCAUACAAGUUAUUUUACAAGAAGGCAGCCCAAAAUUAAUUUCCACGCAACAAAUAAUUUUUGUAAAUGUUUUAGGUUGAGAGUUUUAUGAGACUCAUUGUGUUGCAACGCCAUGAUCUGAGUUUUGAGAUUUUUAGGGAAGUUAAAAUUUGUGUCUUUGAUUUUCCGUUGGGUACAUGUACAUUGAUGUUACAAAUGGCAAGAACAUGGAUCUUUAAUGGUUCAUGUUUCGAAUAUAUUAGCAUCCCAUUCAGAAUGGUUUGAGCU
Rosa rugosa (rugosa rose) is the source of this 4117-nucleotide messenger RNA. RefSeq lists its product as uncharacterized. The record is from RefSeq and is a predicted model, not a curated record. The transcript has 15 exons. Gene Ontology annotation, cellular component: proteasome core complex. NCBI's taxonomy places the organism in Eukaryota, Viridiplantae, Streptophyta, Magnoliopsida, Rosales, Rosaceae. The coding region runs from base 178 to 1248 and encodes 356 amino acids.